Messenger RNA from Protopterus annectens (West African lungfish), 3314 nucleotides. RefSeq names its product solute carrier family 41 member 2 (gene SLC41A2). Bases 394 to 2106 code for a protein of 570 amino acids. Gene Ontology annotation, biological process: monoatomic cation transport. Gene Ontology annotation, cellular component: plasma membrane. The transcript has 11 exons. NCBI's taxonomy places the organism in Eukaryota, Metazoa, Chordata, Ceratodontiformes, Protopteridae. Gene Ontology annotation, molecular function: monoatomic cation transmembrane transporter activity. The record is from RefSeq and is a predicted model, not a curated record.
AUGAAGGGGUGGGACUUUUUUUGCUAACGUCACUCAAUUAGCUUCUCUCAGAAAAUGUGUGUAAAAGCAAAAUCCGGAAAGCGAUGAUGUGACAUUGUGACAGAAGUAAAUAACAUGACAGCAGUAGGUAAAUGUAGCAGCCUAUUCUGGAAAGCAAACGGCUAGCAUGAUAUGCUGCCUGUCAGAUCGUCUUUCGUAUGCUACAGAACAUGGAAAAGCAACAUUCCUUGUCACAGAAAUAUGCUUUAUCUUUCACCAAACCAAAGCAAUUUCUUUUUGAGUGGAAAAUGAACUUUUUUACAGCAUGGUGGCACAGAUCUCUCCCACCUCCAUCCGCUGUACUGACAUGCAGUACUUUCAAAGCAAAGUUAUGUAUCUGGUAGUGAUAACUUGAUGACCGCUAUGACCAACCACACAGGAAAAGCUACCACUCGAAGAACUAGUGGUGCAAGCUGUAGUCAAGAAAUACAAAGAAAUCUGAAUUUUGAUAUGUAUGCAAUUCAGUCUGACAGAUUUAUGUCAAUGCUGCUGAACAUGGUUCCUAUAGUAUUUAACAAAAAACAUGAAGGGACAAAGAAAACUGAUAGCACUUGGCAAACUGCCAUGACCUCAUCUGAUGAGUUAGAGCUCAACUCUCUUAAUGGGACUUCAAAUAAUGGGACUGCAGGACAGAGGGCAUUCAGUCAGAGUCCAAAGUAUGACAGGCGGACAGAUCUCAUUUGCCACUAUGAUGAUGGAGAAACUUCUGAGACUACUGCCAUGCUACAGAAUGACGAUUCUAGUGACAGUGGUGAUCAAACUGGUGGUGGCCAAACUGUAAACGGGACUAGGAAGAUGCCACAGGAGUCUGGUCUUACUAUGGCACUACAGAUUCUAUUGCCUUUUAUCUUGGCGGGUUUCGGUACUGUAUCAGCAGGAAUGGUUUUGGAUGUUGUUCAGCACUGGGAUGUAUUUAAAAAUGUCACAGAAGUUUUCAUCUUGGUUCCGGCACUACUUGGUCUCAAAGGAAAUUUGGAAAUGACACUGGCAUCCAGACUGUCUACUGCUGUUAAUAUUGGUAAAAUGGACUCCCCUAUUGAAAAAUGGAAUUUAAUAUAUGGCAACCUUGCACUGAAGCAGGUACAAGCUACAGUGGUUGGAUUCCUAGCAGCAGUGGCUGCAGUUGUGCUGGGGUGGAUUCCAGAGGGCAUGUUUCGUUGGGAUUAUGCAUUACUGCUGUGCUCCAGCAGUGUAGCCACUGCUUCCAUUGCAUCACUGUUACAGGGAAUAAUAAUGGUUGGAGUCAUAGUUGGAUCAAAGAAGACUGGAAUAAAUCCAGAUAAUGUUGCCACCCCCAUUGCUGCUAGUUUUGGGGAUCUUAUCACUCUUGCUAUCCUAGCCUGGAUAAGUCAGGGUCUUUAUAACUGUCUGGAGACAAAAAUCUACGUAUCUCCUUUGGUUGGUGUAUUUUUCUUGGCUCUGACCCCCGUUUGGAUUGCAGUGUCUAUCAAGCAUCCAGCUACAAGAAUUCUUCUACGUUCAGGGUGGGAACCAGUCAUAACUGCAAUGGUUAUUAGCAGCAUCGGUGGCCUUAUACUAGACAGAACUGUUUCGGAUCCUAAUCUGGCUGGCAUUGUUGUUUACACACCAGUAAUCAAUGGUAUUGGUGGCAACUUGGUGGCUAUACAGGCUAGUAGAAUUUCAACCUACCUUCAUUUCCACAGCAUACCUGGAGAGCUGCCAGAAGAGGCCAAACACUGUUAUCAUCCAUGCAGAACAUUUUGUGGCACAGGACCAAAUAACAAGUCUGCACAGGUGCUACUCCUGCUUGUCAUUCCCGGACACAUGAUCUUUUUGUAUACAAUUUAUUUAAUGAAGAGUGGGCAUACGUCUCUAACGGUUAUUUUUGUUGUAGUGUUUAUGACUGCUGCUCUGCUACAGGUGUUUAUCCUUUUGUGUUUUGCGGACUGGAUGGUACAUCACAUGUGGAAGAAGGGGAAGGACCCAGACAGUUUCUCGAUUCCUUACCUGACUGCUUUGGGUGAUUUGCUGGGAACUGCAUUACUUGCUGCUGGCUUCCACUUUCUCUGGGUGAUAGGAGACAAGGACAGUGAUGUAGGAGAUUAAACAUUCUUCUGUUCACUGUUGGCUGCCAUAUGGAACAUAAAACAGGAACCAUUACAUAUAACAUGUUUUUUUUUCAGUUGCACCACUGCAGUGAUUUGAGUUGGAGGAAACAACAGAAGCUCAUUAUCCAUUGUCUAACCUAAAAAAAUGAAGCGGCUUAGACUGUUCAGUCCAUCCUUUUGAUACUGAUGUUAAAAAAAGAGAGGUAAAAGCAGAUUAGUAGCACACAAAAUAUAUCCUUUUAAGCAUUGUCAAAAUCAGUUUACACAGAAUGAAUAAUGGUUUUGUAAAACAAGAUUAUUUGCCAGUUAAUACGUGGUAGUCUGUCAUUUUUAUAACCACUUACUUCUGGAUAGAGGCUAACUCUUCUCGAAGGCUAAGUUGAAAGGCUUUGUAAACUUUGUUGCAUCAUAACCUGUGCAUUAAGUAUACAUUUCAGCUGAUCGUCACUGCCUAGCCAACACUGAAUGACUUUAAUUGAAGAUGUUUCUCAAACAGAAUAUAAUAGAACUGAAAACUGAAAGAAAGUACAAGUCUAAUGUUUCUGUUUUACUCCUGAUUUGUUCUUGGAUGGACAUAAGAGUUCAAGAUCUCAACAGAUGCACUUGAUAUUUGAAGUGACCACUUGUGUAACACAACUUUAGUGACUUACUUUUAUAGGAAAAGUUUACUGAUAAACCUUCAUGUAGUCAUGGAAGAAGUACAGACAUUUAAAGAAUUUAAAAUGUGUAAUCUUUGCUGCAUUUGAUAUAUUAGAGUUUUGUCUAUCAGUAUCUGUGCACCUUGGAUGGUUCAUUCAUGUCUUGCAUAAUUUUUUCUGCUUGAAAGGUUUAAUUUUAACAAUGUUAGAUAAGUGUUACAUAAAAGGGAACAGUUUUUUUGAGUACAGAUUCUUCAAAGAUGGAUGUUUAGCAGAAUGCAUUUAUUUUACACUGUCCUAUUGAGGAUCUAUUUUCUAACUACUUAUUGACCUGUUGUAAUAAUACAGAAUAUGUAUAUUGUGAAGCAUAAAAUUUUUAUUGGCCAUAAUAUUAAUGAGAUUGAAUGGGAAGUGAUUAGCAAGAUUCAGCCAAACAAAUAUAUUGCCUUUAAUUGCUGCUGCUACAGUUAAGAAAAUUAAAAUGCAGAAACUCCACUGUAAUUAGUGACACUUAGUUUGCUGUGUUUGUGGUACAUUUAUUUUUAUAAAAAUCUUAACCAUUUGCAAA